UUAGCCAAUCGAAUCUAUAAAAAGAAAUGUGUGUGUUGGCUUCAAAUUGUGUCUAUACGAAAACAAAUAUUUAUAUCAUCAUAAACGUAGGAUUAUUAGUUGGACCUGAGGUGUACUUUCUAUUGAUAUAACCUCAUGGGCCAAUAGAAGCUCAAAGCCCAAAAGAAACAUUACGUCUGAUUGUUCGGUUUGGUUGAGUCGGAUUUUGGUUUGAUUUUAUGAGGUUCAAGAAAAUCUUUCUUAUUGAUCAAUAAUUUCUUGCCCAUAAAAAAAACUCUGAAACCAAACUAACUAGAUAAAGAUAAGUUUCUUAAGAUAAAUUUAAUGAAAUAAAUACUUUUUGUAUAACUACGUUACGUAUAAUGUAAACUACUACAAUUAGAUAGUUGCCUAGGUAGAAUGAUUGGUUAAGUAAUUAUCACCUAUAUAUUUAAACUUAAGCGUGAAGGGUAUUUGAUUACAAAAACAACAAACCUAAAUCAUGACUUGUGUAAUUAUAGUUUUCUCCAUCAUGUAUAAUUUUAAAAAGCCAUAAUUGAUGCUUAAUUUACUCCACAUCAAUCAAACAUUAUUGAGAGAAACAUCAAUCAUAUGAUUCGUAUGUAUUUCUCUUGUAAAUAUAAAUGAACCCAUCGAUCAAAUAAUUUUCUAUCAUCACACUCACAAAACCAUUCCAAAAUAAUUCAUCAGGGAACUUAUAUAGGUUAUUAAUGGAGAGAAGAGAGGAGGAACAUUACUCGAACUACUUCGUCCAAAGCCCUUCAUCGGUUUUCCACGACCUAGAAUCCGAGUUCCAGUCCCCAUCCCAAUAUGACUCAGUGCCAUUGGUCUUAGUCCGCCUCGAUGAAACCCCUAAGCACUCAGAUUUCUUGAAAUACUCUGAAAGCAAAUGUGUCAUUGAGGAUGAUGAUGAGAAGAGGUUGAUGCCAUUGCGGAGCCCCAGUUCGGGUUGGUGGAUCGUGCUACAAAUAUUGUGGAGGUUUCUGUUUAGCUUUGGAGUGGCAUUGCUUGUCUUCUACAUUGCCACUCAGCCUCCUCAUCCUGACAUUUCUCUUAGAAUUGGAAGGAUCAAUCAGUUCAUAUUACAAGAAGGUGUGGAUUCACAUGGAGUGACGACUAUGUUACUCACUUUCAAUUGCACUACCAAUCUCAUAGUGGAUAACAAGUCUAAUGUCUUUGGCCUUCACAUUCAUCCUCCAUCUAUCAAAUUCUUCUUUGGCCCACUCAACUUUGCAAAGAUGAAAGGAACGAAAUUGUAUGCAUCAAGCCAUGAGUCAACAACGUUUCAGCUAUACAUAGGAACAAAGAACCAGGCAAUGUAUGGGGCAGGGAGAGAGAUGGCGGAUUUGCUUCAAUCAAAAGCUGGAUUGCCUCUAAUUUUACGGAUGAACCUAAUCUCUGACUUUCGAGUUGUCUGGAAUAUCAUAAACCCCAAGUACCAGCACAGUGUCGAGUGUUUAUUGUUUCUUUCAAACAGUGGGAGACACAACCAAGCUACAGUGGCAAGAGAAAAAUGUAGAUCGGUAUCUUAAUUUAUCAGAGAUUCUUUUUCCAAGAGGCAUUUAUAAGUACUGGAAUCAUGCAAAUGAGAUGCCAUGAUGAACUUGUAAUGGAAUUUUUCGUGUGUUUAUUUUAUGAUCAUGCUACA
This is a messenger RNA of Brassica rapa (field mustard), 1648 nucleotides long. RefSeq lists its product as uncharacterized. NCBI's taxonomy places the organism in Eukaryota, Viridiplantae, Streptophyta, Magnoliopsida, Brassicales, Brassicaceae. The record is from RefSeq and is a predicted model, not a curated record.